Molecule: messenger RNA, 704 nt
Organism: Caenorhabditis angaria
Lineage: Eukaryota; Metazoa; Nematoda; Chromadorea; Rhabditida; Rhabditidae
Source: the annotation of a GenBank genome assembly
AUGGGUCUGUCCAACAGAGCUAUCAUCAUCGACGGAAAAAACCACCUUCUUGGUCGUUUGGCCUCGAUUGUGGCCAAGAAACUCCUUCAAGGCGAGAAAGUUGUCAUCACCAGAACUGAAGAAAUCAACAUCUCUGGAAACUUCCACCGAUCAAAACUGAAGUACAUGAGCUUCCUCCGCAAACGUUGUAACAUCAACCCAGCUCGAGGAGCUUUCCAUUACCGUGCUCCAUCAAAGAUCUUCUGGCGCACAGUCAGAGGUAAGACUAAAAUUGAAUGUGAAAUAACACUGAUGGUUUAUUUUUAGGUAUGCUCCCACACAAGACCAUCAGAGGAAACGAAGCCCUCAAGAACCUCAGAACAUACGAAGGAGUUCCAGCCAAAUACCAAAAGACUAAAGCUCUUCUCGUUCCAUCAGCCAGCAGAUUCCUCUCCCUUCAACCAAGAAGAAAAUUCUGCAAAGGUUAGUCAGUUCUUUUGAUAUCCCUGAUUACAUUUUUAUUUCCAGUUGGACGUUUGUCUCACGAAGUCGGAUGGCAAUACCAAGAUGUUGUUGCCAAGCUUGAAGCCAAGAGAAAGGUUAAAGGAGCCGCUUAUUACGAGCAAAAGAAGAAGUUGGACAAAUUGCAAGUUCAAGCCAAAAUCAAUGCUGCUUCCAAGAUCGCACAAUACCAAAAGAUCAUUGAGAGCUUCGGAUACAACUAA